ACAUGGACAGACCUCAUUGACAUCUGGACAAAGUACAAUAUUUCAAACUAGAGGACCUGCAGAAUCGUCGACAACGAUGGCGACGACGAACCCGACUUCUUCUCGAGCGGCAACCGAUUCUUCACUCUCUCCGUGUAUGAGACGAACUCCUGUCCCCACCGUGACUGCGGCGACGACCGAAGCGUCCGUAGUAACGGAUGUUACCAAUAUUGGAACGCCAAUUUCAGACACCUCAAUGGCGUCGGUUUCGAGAUUGACAACGCAGUCGGAACCUGAGCUGUCGACAACGCAGACACCAUCAACACUCCCUCGGUCUACAGAAGCAACAUUGAGUCCAUUUCCAUCGUCCAUUCCCGAAUUGACAUCAUCGGGUUCACUGACGCUGACGACUUCUACUCCUUCAGUGAAUGAUCCCACGACAGCCUUUGAAGAACUUCCUGCCGUUGCAACGGAUGUAGUCCCAGGCCUCUCAUCUACUAAUGAACCCAGUGCAACUCGUACUUUUACUUCUACAACUACCGAAGUAGCAUCAUCUACCAUGUCUACAAUCCAGGAUGACUACUAUACAAUGCCUGAUGCAUCGACUACUUCUUUGGAAUCUACCGAGUCCGUUCAAACAACCCGAAGAAUAAUCUUGACUUCUAUUGGCACUGAAAAGACAACAACUACAGAAGUGUCAGAAAGAUCUGAAACAGCACAAGUUGUUACUCAAAGUCAUACCACAGAAGGUGAGGUUGGUGCAAAUACUGAAACUGCAAGUCCCUCAACACAUAUUGCCACAACUGCAGGAACUGAGUCAUCAACCGAAGAAAGUCCAACUGGUUCAGGGAAAUAUACAGAUUCACUUAGUACUGAAUCACAGACCUCCCGAACAAACGACCUAAUCACUCAAAGUUUUACCACGAAAGAAGAGCUUGUAAGAUAUACUGAUUUUAGGAGCACAGCAACUAAUGGCGUCGUUACAACUGAAACAAUUACAACUACUGGUGUAUCAACACCAGAAAGAACUACUGAUAUACAGACACCGGGAUUCUCGAUGAGUACGGGAGCGCCCGAUUUAUCAACGGUGUUAAGAACAACGUCUGUCACAACUGCAAAUUAUGAGCCUGCUACCAGUGAAACUCCGACGACGUUGCAAACGGGGUCGAAUACGGAAUCAACUAUAUACAAAACUUCGUCAACCGAUGCGACUGAAUCAACUGAGACAUCAAUUAAGCCCACUAUGAAUGUCAGUACAGAAGAAAGUAUAUCGGAUAUACCUUCUACAGGUAUUGGAGUCCAUUCAACGUCAUCGUCGUCGUCAUCGUCGUCUCCAUCAUCUUUUUCAUCGACCGCCACCUUGAGACCAACAGCAGAUGCAUCAAAUUCCACAGAAGCAACAACGUUUUCUACAAACGUAUCAAAAACUACAGACAAUACUCCAACCUCGAGUACAGAUGUAAUCGCAUCUUCGCAGUCGAUGUCGAAUUCGACUUCGGCGUCUGUUUCGGGAAGUGAAGGCGGUGUGAAUAUGCCCCUAGCAGUUGGGUUAUCGGUGACGGGCGUUGUAUGCGUGAUGGCCGCCUGUGCCGCAACACUCAUUGUUCGUCGAGCAAGACGCGUGUCUUACGGAUUAACACAAUAGGGGCUUUUAGAUUUGUACAACGACAACGUGGAUUGCUACGAUUGACGUCCUUUUGAUGCACUGCCUUGAAUGGACGUCACACGUAUCAGUCCACGCAAAUCUAAAAGUCCGUAAUAGCAACCUGUGGCGUAUAGACCAUCCUUAUUUCAUGUUUUUCCCCAAAAUAAUUUAUACGAAGAAAGGACAUAUACUUUUAAAUCUAGCCAAAAAAUCCCUUUAGGUUAGCUAACAGGAUUCGUUUGUACUGUCUUUUAUAGAAAAGGGAAGCUAUAUUUCCGAUUCAAAACUUGUAUACAUUUCAUGUACAAAGUAAUAGCAAAUUAGGCACGGUGUGAAACAGAUUUAUAACCAAAUAUUUUGUAUAGAAAGUGUGUAUAUUGGUAACACUGUUAACAGUUUGUAUUAUUUCAAAUAACCCAUACUUAUGCUGUGUAAGAAAAUAUUGUAUAGCAUGCUUCGCUGACGUCGAUUUUUCAAAUGCCUGAUUUGUUAAAUAGUCCCACCCCCCCCCUCUCUCUCUCUCUCCCUCCCAUUUGCCUUCCUCAACAUUGCAGUGACCCCGAUGAAUUGCCCAAUAAGUGCACAGGGUAUUUAAGCAAGCAUUUUAUCUACGUUGUUUCUCUCCAUCCAGGUGAAGGCCGUAUACGUGUAUACUCGGCGUAUGAUGCGAACGUCACUUUUUUCACUAGCAGGAGUACAUGUGUAAUUAAGGCCAUUGGCGAUUAUAAUAAUAAUAAUAAUAAUGAUACUAUUGAUAAUAAUGGGAUUUUUUUUAUUUAUUUAUUUCUGAUAUUUAGACAGGGUGACUCAUUAUCACCAAUAAUGGUGGUCUUUGAUGAUGCCCUGUUAAACAUAAUGAGGUACAUUAUAGUUUAACAAAUAUAUAUAUAUAUGAUAAUAAUAUUAACAACAAAAUCUUGAACAUAAAUUCAUAACAGCAAUAAACAAUAAGUAAGAACAUGUUUAAAAUUUUGAAAUGAAUUUGACCUGAAGGAUAUGGCAAAAGAAAGAACUAGAUAUACCUGUUACAGUGUAUCUAUGCUGAAUGAAUUUGGAUAUAAAAACACAUUCUUAAGAAUUUUACCUUUUGUCAAUGAAAUUUGUAUGGCGCCAAAUGACCUUGAAAUCAAAUGCUGAAGAUGCACUUGUACAUAAUAAAAAAAUCUCAUCUGCAUUAUAGCAGGAUUAAGAUAAAACUUUAAACAAAAGUUUAGAGAAUAAUUAUUUAAAUGACGAUCCAAACAUAUUAGUUUGAAGAUUAUUGGUUAACACUUAAACUGAUCUGCUGAUCUGAUCGAGGGAGAACAUUCCACAGCGAAGGCCCUGCAUGUGCAAAGGUUUUCUUACCCUACUUUUUAUUAAUCUUAGAAAGCACAAGAAAUCCAGAGUUUUGAGAGCAUAUAGAUCUAGAUGGGAUGUAUUGAUUUAUCAAAGUACUCUUGUACUAUACAGCAGAGCCAUGGACCCUUUGAAAUAAAGACAAAUAAAAGUGAGAAUAAACAUAGGAGGAAAAGGUGAGAUAUAGAGAGUGCGCACGGGUGCCGACAGUGACUGGAGUAAUAGAAUUUGAUGUAAAUCGCAUAGAAAUGUAAAAGUAGGCGCUAUGCAAGUUAUAACUACAUAUGUUAUUACAUAAACUAAAAAUUAUAUUCUAAAUGCUGUGAUGUAAUUCAAAUAUCAACACUGUCUUUCACGUGAGGCCUUCCAGAUAUCUAAUUCUUUUUAACAUGUAUAUGCUACCUUAGUUGUGAAAAUUUGACCACCCAAAUAUUAUACGUGUGUCAGUACGUAAAAAUUAAUAACGAUUUCGCAUGACCUGUAAUAUUAUUGGCAACAAACAAUACAACAAAUGUCUAAAACCAUUGAUCCAAACUCGGAAUUUCUACCUGCCGACUUUUCAAGUUCUUCAAGUUGAGUACAUAUAUUGGACGUGAUAUGAAUUAUUCCGCUAAUAAUGUGUUUUAUUUUGUUGUUUUUAUUACAUGUACGUAUUGUUCAAUAAAGUAAAAGUCAAGGCCCUUUAGUUUCCAUUA
This is a messenger RNA of Strongylocentrotus purpuratus (purple sea urchin), 3657 nucleotides long. Its product is annotated as mucin-5AC-like. Bases 77 to 1624 code for a protein of 515 amino acids. The transcript has a single exon. The record is from RefSeq and is a predicted model, not a curated record. NCBI's taxonomy places the organism in Eukaryota, Metazoa, Echinodermata, Echinoidea, Camarodonta, Strongylocentrotidae.